Aegilops tauschii subsp. strangulata is the source of this 4697-nucleotide messenger RNA. NCBI's taxonomy places the organism in Eukaryota, Viridiplantae, Streptophyta, Magnoliopsida, Poales, Poaceae. The record is from RefSeq and is a predicted model, not a curated record.
CGGCGCUAAGGCGGACGCUUCAGACGCCUUACAGCCUAAGGCGGACGCCUUACGCAACUGUCUAAGGCAAGGCCGACGCCCUGAGCCUGGAGGGCGCCUUGACGCCUUACGGACGCCUUAAAAACAUAGGUUACAAGAUUCGGCAUAUUUGAAUGGAGAUCAAAGUCUGCCACCAACAAUUAUAGGCAUGGCCCAAGACUUUGUGGGAACCAAUAAUAUCAACCUUUUGCAGCCCAAGGGCCAAUAUGGCACAAGAAGCAAGGGCAGGAAACAUUCCGCUAAGAGUAGGUAUGUUUCCACGGGUUUGUCAGAUAUGACAGAGAAAGUGUUCCCAAAAGAAGAUGAGGUCCAUCUUAAUUAUUUGAAACAGAAUGGAAAUGAAGUGGAACCUGAGUGGUAUGUUCCAAUAGUACCUAUGAUCUUGAUCAAUGGAUGUUCGGGCGUUGGUACUGGUUGGAAGACCUCUGUCCCGAUGUAUAAUCCACUCGAUGUUGCCAAUGUUAUGAGACAGUUAAUAAAUGAUCCUUUUUUGGAAAAAAUGUGGAGCCCAUUGGUUCCUUGGUACAGGGGAUUCAAGGGCACAAUUGACAGGGCUGAGAGAGAUGAUUUAUUUAUCAGCAGUGGUGUUAUACAAAAGGUUGAUAAUACAUUUAGAAUUACCGAGCUGCCUAUUGGCUACACCAUUGCAGGUUAUAAAAAAAUCCUUCAAUCUAUGUUGAACAAUAAGGACAAGGUCGAUGCAAAUAAACCGGGCGACAUAAUAAUUGAGAAAAUAUCUGUUGAUGGAGAUGCAAAGAAUGUGGAUAUUACAGUAACCUUAACUGAGGAGAAUAUGCAGAAGACUGAUGGUCAUGACCCUCUGAUAUUAUUCAAGCUGACGACAAACAUUUGGACUAAUAAUAUGCACUUAUAUAACAGUGAUGGCAAGUUUACUUAUUAUGCAACCCCACUAAAGAUAGCCCAAGAAUUCUACAAGGUCAGGUUUUCCCACUAUGAAAAACGGAAGGUAUAUAUGAAACUUAGUUGCAGAAUCAUGCUAUGUUCCUGCUUCAGCCUUGCCGUCUCAUGUUUAAACAAUGGUCCUGUUAGUGAGGCAAUUGUCAAGAGACUUAUGAUGCAGAUAAAGCAACAAGAAAACAAAAUUAAAUUUAUCAACGGUUUUCAGAGUGGUGAAUACAUACUAACUGGCAAGAAAAAUGAAGAUCAAAUGUUGGAAUUUCUUAAAGAGAAUGGGAUUUGAAGCAAUCCCAGAAGAGGGAGAUGCCGUUGGUUUUAAGUAUCUUUCUUCUCUGCAAAUUAGCCAGUUAACUGAUCAGUACGUUUCUGAGCUUGUAUCAGAAAUGCAUACUAUGGAAGCUGAGUAUGAAGCCAUAGCAAUAAAACAACCAAGUGAACUAUGGUUGGCUGAUCUUGAGAACUUUGAGAAGGCUGUUAAGGAGUUAUAUGCGGCCAAGGAAGAUACCGAAAAAGCAAUAACUGAUGCUGAUUUAGAAAAGGCUGGUAAAGAAACAAUAAUCAAGAAAAAAUGUAAAACAACAGCUGAUGCCAAUGCAUCGGCAAUGGAUGUUGAUGGCAAGGACGUCCUUGAACUAGACCCUCUCUCUGGAGGCCCCAUGUCCCCAGAACAUCGUGAAUUGGAGAGCGAAGGGAACACCAAACGGAAGCAACCAAAGAAGGAUCGGCGGAGAAAGAGAAAAAAACAAAAGAAGGAUGAAGACAUGCAGUGAAGAUAACACAUGUGUCAACUUAUCUUGGCUAAGUACAUGCAUGACAUAUGGUUUUACUUUACCGAGUGUUAGAGCUCAUCUUGCUCGUUACAUUGAGGAGUGCAAGGUGAAUUGUAUGGUGUUCUGUUUAGCCAUGGUCGGGUGAGCAGCAAAUUCCAUGGUUCUUCUUAGGAACGAUUGGUAUUGAUUAUGGUCUUCGUCAUCGUGAUACAAUGACCGUUAGGCUUGAGCACUAUGAAACCUUGAUUGGUGUUGAUUUCUAUCAGGUGGAGAUAUGUCCCCUUUACCCUGUGUUGCACAUGAGGAUUUGAGCGACUCUGAGAAGGAACUUGUUGGCACUUUUUUUUACACUCGUGGUGUCGAUCUCAAUUAUCAGCAAAUGUAUUUCAUGCCGCAACAAUUCUUUGAUGACAACUACAUACUCUGUUGUCCUUUUGUUCACAUGAUUAAUUCCGUGAAUGUUAAUGGUCAUCAUAUGGUUAUUCCUAGCAUGGUUGUCAGGAGUUUGAAGAAGUUUGUGUCAUUUCCUAGGGCCGACGUUUUAACUCUUGAAGUUACUUUAGAUUCUUACGAUGAUGAUAUAUAUGUGAGCAUUCCUUGUUCGUACUUCAUUGGCUUGGGUGGUAGAAUGGUGUUCAAGAAGCAAGGGUUCAGUGAUUUUCUUCAGGCAUCGUCUAUUAAAGUAAACAACUUGGAUCUCAUAACCUUCAAGGAGCGUGAUGGGAGGUUUGUUGUUAUCUUCAGUCUUCUUUCACAAUGAUGUUUGUUAUAGGAUGUGAAGUAGAACUCAUGUUAUUUAAGAAUCCAUCGUAGAAUAUAAUGUUAUUUAGAUAUAUAAAACCUAUAUGAACCUACUUGUUCAUUGUUGUACCGUGGAUGCAGAAGUGGCAGGGCUGUGCAUCUCUGUUUUAGAUUUUUUUUGGAACAUAUGUCAAUUUAUGAUAGACACGGUUAUACAUAAAUUAGAGGCCCGGGUGUGCCUUUGUUUUCUCUAUGUUUCCUCUGACAUGGACAGUCAGAGAUGCACAUGCGUGUAGGUAAUGGAGGCAUGGUUAUACAUAAAUUAGAAGCAACAAUAUUGCUGCUUGUUCCUUCCUCUGUUUUCCGAAUGUUUUUCUCGUCAACAUCUCUACUAAGAGAGGCACUGUUGUGAUGCUAGAGGAGGCACACUUCUAUACUAUGAAGAUGAAGAGUCACGUCUGUGUGUCUGUCGUCCUACUGUUUGUGUGUCGUCCUAUUGUUUGUGCGCCAACAGGUUUAGUCGAAGAGGCACGGUUCGUCAACUUAGUGGAUGCACGGUCCUAUAGUACCAAGAGCCACGUUUGUGCCUUUGUGUUUCAGUUAUUUUCAGUUGACACGUUUACUGAGAGAGGCAGGGCUAUGAACCUAGUUGAGGCACGGUGGUAGAUGCACCAGAGUGGCGAUUGUGGAUGCAGCAUAGUCACCGUGGUAGUUUCAACAGAGUUACGGUUUUAUAUGCAGCAAAGUCACGGUGGUAGAUGCGGAAGAGUCACGGUUGUGCCUCUAUGUGGUAGUUGAGGCCCGCUCCUUUAUUUAGACAGUGUUUGAUGUCAAAUGGUGUCUGCAUGAUUUAUUUUAUUUUUUAAUGCGCUAAGACUCUGAAAGUGCUCUCAGUGUUUUCUACAAUGUAAUCUCAAAUUUGUCAAGUGCUCAUACUGUUUCCAAGAGCCAUGGUUGUGCCUCGACAUGGAUAAACUAAAGUUCCUUAGAAAUAUUUCUGAAAUUGCUCACGCCAGUCUUGAAUAAGCAUUUUACAGAAAGUUAACAAUGAUACAAUCACAUAUUUUUACAUAGCAUCAUCCAUUUUGUACAAUAAGUAUCAUAAGUAUAAUACAAUAAUAUUUGACGUAUUGACCUACUAUAAUCAUUAGUUAGAACAUAUGUUCGCUCAAAUAUAAGUUAAAUUACUAAUUGCAUUUCAGCACACUAGUAUGUUCAACCCAAAUAAGUAAUACAAUACACACAUAUUUGACCAACAACAAUUAUAAUUACAACAUAUGUUCAUUCAAUCUAAAUUAACAUACUACUAGAUACUACUAGUUGAAUGUACAUUUCCAAUUUCUAGCAAUUCACCAUCCGCUGUUUCCCUUCCUGCGCUUCCAGCCCCUCGAAAAUCCCUUGUCUUUGUUCUUACAUGGUCGGAGCCAUUCUUUCAAUGGUGGUUGGAGAAGGAGGAGUCGAUGAUUGCUACUGCAAGGCCAGCCAUGGAGUCCCUUUCUCCACCACCCUUGAUACAGAACUGCCUCUGGAUGCUGACGUGGUGCUCGUCUGAAAUUCUGAUCCAUGCACGGGCAAGUAUGAUCUUGUCGCUCCUGGUGUCGACGCUAGCGAAAGUUAUCGCUUUGCGUUGCAGGAACUCAACCAACGCUUGGCAGCGCUCGGACCUGCAAUAGUGGUACACGAGGACAUGCUCGCGCAUGGCAAGUUGCAUGACAGCGACCCCUCGGCGUCUGUAACUACUCUUACGUGUGUACUCGAGGUCGAGGCUGACAAACUUGUUCUUCUCCUCCUUUAGCCAUUCCUCGUACAUUUUGAUGAUUCGCUCCAGUCUUUGGGUCGUUGGUGUACACCACCUCCAGCACAGUUGUGCCAUGGGCAGUGACGUGUUCGGUGUGUGUUGUUAGUUUCUCGUCGUCCAUGGCUGCAGGGAGGCGGUGUGGGUUUUUGGCGGCCGACGAGGAAUGGUGGAGGAAGAAGAGGCAAAUGGAUGCGGUGUAAAUGAAAUUGGAUGGUUUCUUUGUAAUGUAGAAAAAGUAACCGACGAGAGCAGUUGGGACGUCAUCCGACGGUGAGUUACGGAAACAGGCGUCUGUUAGAGCAAUUUUUUUAGCGGUUCGAGCAAUAUACUUUUUACCGCAAUGGCAUCCCUCGCUCAGUGUGCGUGUCUAUGCGUGGUCUUGUUAUUUUCAAGCUGCAGUUUUUUUGUUGAAUGAAAUGUUUUUUUGGUCA